Messenger RNA from Cavia porcellus (domestic guinea pig), 453 nucleotides. Its product is annotated as epididymal secretory protein E3-beta. Bases 10 to 453 code for a protein of 147 amino acids. The transcript has a single exon. Lineage: Eukaryota; Metazoa; Chordata; Mammalia; Rodentia; Caviidae. The record is from RefSeq and is a predicted model, not a curated record.
GUGACUGAGAUGGCAUCCUCUCUGAGGGUCUGGGUCACUCUCUUGAUCCUGCUGUGCCUCCAAUGCGGGCUGCUUGUACAGAGCAAAGACAUUUCCAGGAGGAAAUUUAUGGAAGACUACCACCUAAGUCCAAGCCAAGAGUUCAGUGCAUACAAAUGUGAUUUCCUCAUGAAAGAAAGACAAGCUCUGAAGCACAAGACUUUCCACUUGUUCAUUUAUAUCUCAUGGUACAGAGUGGAGCACAUAUGCUAUAAUAGCAAGUGGAAUGACCGCUACAGGAAUAUAUAUGUAUGGGCCCAGAUACCAAUCAGAGUACUCAAGUGUCACUGGGAGAGUUUCACAAACAGCUACAGAGAAAGCAGGGGCUACAACUAUAUUGAAUUUCACUGUAACAUAAAUGGGUAUGUUGAUAGCAUAGAAGACAUGAAGCUCAUAGAGCCCAUGUUCAAUUAG